AUGGGUUUGGGUUCUGAAACAGGACGAGAUGGUGCAGUUAAACGUGAUCUGAAACAACGCCAUAUUGCCAUGAUCGCAUUGGGCGGAACAAUCGGAACAGGUUUAUUCAUCGGUUUAGGUCAAUCUUUGCGUGGAUCAGGUCCUUUGAGCACUCUUUUGGGCUAUAGUAUCAUCGGUUUCUUCGUUUGGUCAUUAAUGAUCGCUUUGGGUGAAAUGGCAGCAUUUUUACCCGUUCCAGGUGGUUUCGUGCAUCAUGCUUCUCGUUUCGUUGAACCUGCAAUGGGUUCUGCUUUAGCUUGGAGUUAUUGGUUUUCUUAUGGAAUCACCAUCCCAACUGAAAUUUCUGCUGCUGCUUUGGUGAUUAGCUUUUGGGAUCCAAAUCAAACAAUCAAUCCCGCCGCUUGGGUUUCAAUCUUUUUGGUCAUUUGUGUAGCUGUCAAUUUCGCUCCCGUUCGCGUUUAUGGUGAAUUUGAAUUUUGGCUUGCAAGUCUAAAGGUGAUUGUGAUCAUUAUGUUGAUCAUCGUUAUGCUCAUCAUUGAUGUUGGAGGAACUCCUUCUGGUGAAUAUAUUGGUGGAAAAUACUGGCGUAAUCCUGGACCGAUGGCACAAUUGUUCUGGGAACCAGGUCCAACAGGAGAACCAAUUGGAGGAAUUUCAGGAAGUUGGGGUCGUUUCUUGGCUUUCUGGAACGUCUUGGUCAACGCUUCUUUCGCAUUCGCAGGAACGGAAAUCGUUGGUGUGACCGUCGGAGAAGUUGAAAAUCCACGUAAAAAUGUUCCAAAAGCUAUCAAACGUAUUGCAUUACGAAUCAUCAUCUUUUACGUUUUGGCCGUUUUGAUGGUUGGCUUGGUCGUUCCUUACAAUAAUGAUCAAUUACUCAAUGCAAGUACCAGUAAUGCAAGCGCUUCUCCUUAUGUUAUUGCAAUUCAAAAUGCUGGUAUCAAAGUUUUGCCUGAUUUCAUCAACGCUGUUCUUUUGACAGUCACAUGGAGUGCUGGCCAAUCGGACUUGUACGCAUCUUCAAGAACUCUAUUUGGACUAGCAUUAGAAGGACAAGCACCUCGCAUUCUCAGAAAGUGCACGAAAUCAGGUGUUCCAAUUUAUGCAACUGCUGUUACCGCCCUAUAUGCUCCUUUGGCAUACAUGGUGUGCGGAGCCGUAGGUGCAAACAAGGCAUUCGGAUAUUUGUAUGCAAUUUCUGCAGUCAGUAUCUUGAUCGUUUGGGCUGUUAUCAUGUUGACUUAUAUUCGAUUCCAUUACGGAUUACGUGCUCAAGGUAUCUCUCGGGAUACACUGCCUUACAAAGCACCUCUUCAACCUUAUCUAUCUCACUUUACGUUUAUUAUGUUUUGCAUUAUUACCUUAUUUGCCGCUUUUACCGUUUUCAUCAAAGGUCAAUGGAGCGCAUCAACAUUCGUUACAACGUACAUCAGUAUUCCUUUAUUCUUUAUCGUCUACUUUGGCUAUAAAUUCUGGACAAAGAGUUCAUUCAUCAGUUUCCAGGAUAUGGACUUUGUUACGGGAAGGCGAGCGUUGGAUUUGCUUGAUGAAGAAGCUGAUGCUAAUUCGCCUGGUCCAAAAGGAUUCAUUGGACGAGCAUGGGAUUGGUUGUUGUGA
Meira miltonrushii is the source of this 1617-nucleotide messenger RNA. RefSeq lists its product as uncharacterized. Gene Ontology annotation, cellular component: membrane. Gene Ontology annotation, molecular function: amino acid transmembrane transporter activity. The transcript has a single exon. NCBI's taxonomy places the organism in Eukaryota, Fungi, Basidiomycota, Exobasidiomycetes, Exobasidiales, Brachybasidiaceae. Gene Ontology annotation, biological process: amino acid transmembrane transport. The coding region runs from base 1 to 1617 and encodes 538 amino acids. The record is from RefSeq and is a predicted model, not a curated record.